CCCCAUCAGCAUUGCCCCCCUCUGACUUUGACGGGACUCUGCGUGACGCGGCUGAAACAAGGGGGCAACACUUGAGCUCCCAGGCGCAGCGGUGCGGGACAGUUCAGAAGAGCAGAGAGGAGAGGAGCAGUGCGGGGAGAGAGAGAGACGGAGCUCACCCGUCAACCAGCUGGAGGAACCCACACUUACAAACCCCCUUAUGGCUGCUUGAGACGUACCGAUACACCCCCCCUCCCCCUUUUUUCUCUCUUUCUCUGGGACUUCUUUGGACUUCUACUUUUUUUUUUUCCUCGUCCUGACCAGAAGUUAUAGCAAGUCUAAUUAAGUUGCUCUUAGUUGAGAAGUGAAUCCACUUGCCGUGGACGGCGCAAGGCGGUCAUGGAUACCCAUAUAAGAUGGAAAGAUAAACGGAGAAUAAGGGACGCCCAGAUCACUUUAGCGGCGAUUCUGCUUUUUGUCACGUCGCGUGCAAGUUCAGCGGAACCAGCAGACCUCUUGAAGAUUUUAGAUUUUCACAAUUUACCUGAGGGUGUUACAAAAACAACGGGUUUCUGCUCACAUCGGAGGUCGACACAAGGACCCGAUGUGGCGUACAAAGUAUCCAAAGAUGCCCAGCUCAGUGCCCCCACCAAACAGCUUUACCCAGGUGAUGCCUUCCCUGAGGAUUUCUCCAUCUUGGCCACAGUAAAACCCAAGAAGGGCAGCCAGUCCUUCCUGCUGUCCAUGUACAAUGAGCAGGGCAUCCAGCAGCUCGGACUGGAAGUGGGCCGAUCCCCCGUAUUCCUCUACGAGGACCAAACAGGCAAACCCAGCCCAGAGGACUACCCGCUCUUCAGAGGAGUCAACCUGGCUGACGGAAAGUGGCAUCGAGUGGCAAUCAGCGUGCACCAACAGACCAUCACCCUCAUUCUGGACUGUAAAAAGAAGAUCAACCAGAAGCUGCUUCGAAGCCCCAACCCCAUCAUUGAUACCAAAGGAAUUAUAGUGUUUGGAACUAGAAUACUUGAUGAAGAAGUCUUCGAGGGAGACAUCCAGCAGCUAAUGAUUGUAGCAGACCACCGGGCUGCCUAUGACUACUGUGAGCACUACAGCCCCGAUUGUGAAGUGCCAGUGCCCGACCGGCCGCAGAACCAGGACCCCAACACGGAGGACGAUGUUGCAGAGGAGGACAACUACUACUACGAAUAUCCCUAUUAUGAUGACCUUGAAGGCAAGCCAUUUGCUUCAACUUCCGAAACAGAGACGACCAAUAAAGAAGUCAAGGGGACGGAAGGAGGCAGUGUGGUGUCCACAGUGGAGAAAGUUGUCAGGGGCGGUUCGGGCUCCACGUCCGUUUCCACCAGCUCGACUUCCUCCAGCUCAUCAUCCAGCAGCUCGUCCGCCAGCGCCGGAGGGGAAGACGCCUACGGGGACGUGAACAACGGAUACGACUACGACGGCUACGGCGACACCAACUACUACUACGGCGAGUCCACCGCCACGCCCGACGGCGACACCUCUCGGCGGGUCACCGUCACCAGCGUCGGCACCGGGGGCGAGUUGGACCUCGGAGCAGUGGGACGGAUCGAUCUGGAAGGUGGGGCCGGAGUGGAUAGGAAGGUGAUCACCAGUGGAGGUGGAACUACAAUAACAGUCACCCGCAACGUGUCAGCCGGAACAUCCUACAACGACUAUGGCAAUGGCUACGACUACGGCGUCGACAGCUACUACACAGAGGGAGAUGUUGGAGGCAGCAGCAGCUCAGUUGUCAUCAGUGGUGGAGGAGGAAGCAGCAGCAGUAGCACAAUUCUGGGUGGAGGCGGCGAUGGCAGCAGCAGCAGUACAGUUGUAGUCAGUGGUGGUGGUGGUGGAGGCAGCAGCAGUACAGUUGUAGUCGGUGGUGGUGGAGGUGGAGGCAGCAGCAGUACAGUUGUAGUCGGUGGUGGAGGCAGCAGCAGCAGCUCUACAAUCACCAUUGGGAGCGGGUCAGCUGGAGGAGGUUCCGUGUCUGUCGGCGGCGGUUCCGUAUCCGUGGGAGGAUCUUCGACCUCCAGUGGAGGCUCGGCGUCUGCUGGCGCCGGAGCCGGAGCCGGCGGGGCCGCUGGGACCGACCUGACCAUCGACGGAGUCGAUGACUACACGGAUCUUGACAAGUUCAAGGAGGAGGACGUCGUCGACUACGGAGAAUUAGACAACUACGACGUCUAUGGAGACUACACUGACAAAGUGCUGCCUGCUGAGACCGACGAGUACUUUGGCCAGGUUGACGGAGCUCGUGGUGAGAAAGGACAGAAGGGAGAACCUGCUGUUAUUGAGCCCGGUAUGCUAAUGGAGGGUCCGCCUGGGCCUGAGGGGCCAACAGGUCUCCCUGGACCCCCAGGAUCUUCUGGCCCACCAGGCAGUCCUGGAGAUCCUGGAGAGAGGGGUCCUCUGGGUCGCCCUGGCCUUCCUGGUGCUGAUGGUCUGCCAGGACCCCCUGGAACUGUCCUGAUGCUGCCCUUCAGAUUAAGCGCUGGAGGGGACUCUGGGCAGAAGGGACCAGCUGUUUCAGCACAGGAGGCCCAGAUGCAAGCCAUCAUGCAGCAGGCCAGGCUGGCGAUGCGCGGCCCGACAGGUCCAAUGGGUUUGACUGGCCGACCUGGCCCUCUGGGUCCACCCGGUGUACCAGGACUGAAGGGAGAGUCUGGAGAGGCGGGACCUCAGGGGCCGCGUGGACCCUUGGGAUCAGCCGGACCCACUGGAAAGCCUGGCAGACGGGGUCGUUCUGGAGCAGAUGGCGCCAGAGGAAUGCCAGGACAGACUGGGCCGAAGGGAGACAGAGGCUUUGACGGCUUAGCUGGACUUCCUGGCGAAAAGGGACACAGAGGAGAACCAGGCCCCUCAGGACCUCCCGGUGCUCCUGGCGAAGAUGGAGAGAGGGGGGAUGACGGAGAGAUCGGACCCAGGGGACUUCCCGGUGAACCAGGACCUCGGGGUUUGCUGGGACCAAAGGGACCUCAGGGACCUCCUGGACCACCUGGAGUUGCUGGAAUGGAUGGCCACCCUGGACCCAAAGGAAAUAUAGGACCUCAGGGAGAGCCAGGCCCCCCUGGACAGCAAGGCAACCCCGGUGCUCAGGGACUCCCGGGGCCGCAAGGAGCAAUUGGACCUCCAGGAGAGAAGGGUCCAACUGGAAAGCCUGGAUUGCCAGGAAUGCCGGGAGCCGACGGCCCUCCGGGUCACCCUGGCAAAGAGGGCCCGACUGGGGAGAAAGGACACAUGGGCCCUGCCGGACCUCAAGGCCCCAUUGGUUAUCCUGGACCUCGAGGUGUAAAGGGAGCUGAUGGCGUCCGCGGCCUCAAGGGAACCAAGGGUGAAAAGGGGGAGGACGGCUUCCCUGGCUUCAAGGGAGACAUGGGCAUAAAGGGCGACAGGGGAGAACUUGGACCAGCGGGACCCAGAGGAGAGGAUGGCCCAGAAGGGCCAAAGGGUCGCUCAGGGCUCCCUGGAGAUGCUGGUCCACUCGGCCCCACUGGUGAGAAGGGUAAACUCGGAGUUCCCGGAUUGCCAGGCUACCCAGGAAGACAAGGACCAAAGGGAUCUCAGGGCUUCCAAGGCUUCCCUGGCGCCAAUGGAGAGAAGGGCUCCCGGGGCACAGGAGGAAAGCCAGGCCCACGCGGACAGAGAGGACCAACGGGGCCGAGAGGAGAGAGAGGGCCGAGGGGACCGACGGGGAAAGCUGGACCCAAAGGUAACUCAGGAAACGACGGCCCACCAGGACCUCCCGGAGAGAGGGGUUUGCCAGGGCCUCAGGGACCAACAGGUUUUCCAGGACCAAAGGGCCCUCCUGGACCCCCAGGGAAAGACGGACUGCCUGGACAUCCUGGACAGAGAGGAGAGACUGGAUUCCAAGGCAAGACGGGCCCUCCUGGUCCUCCAGGUGUGGUUGGACCUCAGGGGCCAACAGGUGAGACUGGGCCAAUGGGAGAUCGAGGUCACCCGGGACCCCCAGGUCCGCCUGGUGAGCACGGUCUGCCCGGAGCUGCAGGGAAAGAAGGAGCUAAGGGUGACCCCGGUCCUGCUGGCCCAACUGGUAAAGACGGCCCUCCUGGACAAAGAGGCUUCCCCGGAGAGAGAGGUCUGCCAGGCCCUGUGGGGGCUCAUGGUCUGAAAGGGAAUGAGGGUCCUCAAGGCCCACCUGGACCUGCUGGUUCUCCUGGCGAGCGGGGUCCUGCCGGCCCAGCCGGACCUACAGGCCCACCUGGACGUUCUGGCCCACAGGGACCACCAGGCCCUGCUGGAGAGAAAGGUGGACCGGGAGAAAAAGGUCCUCAGGGCCCAGCCGGAAGAGACGGUAUUCAGGGACCUGUGGGUCUACCAGGGCCUGGAGGGCCACCAGGGCCACCCGGAGAGGACGGAGACAAGGGAGAGCUUGGAGAACCAGGACAGAAAGGAAGUAAAGGUGACAAAGGAGAACAUGGUCCUCCAGGUCCUACCGGCCCUCAAGGCCCCGUCGGAGCACCAGGUCCUGCUGGUGCAGAUGGAGAGCCAGGUCCCAGAGGUCAGCAGGGUAUGUUCGGCCAGAAGGGAGAUGAAGGGUCGAGAGGUUUCCCAGGACCUCCAGGCCCAGUUGGGCUGCAGGGCUUGCCUGGUCCACCUGGUGAGAAAGGUGAAACGGGAGACGUCGGUCAAAUGGGUCCACCCGGUCCUCCCGGUCCCAGGGGUCCUUCAGGUGCCCCUGGAGCCGACGGUCCUCAGGGACCCCCUGGUGGUGUCGGAAACCCUGGUGCUGUUGGAGAAAAGGGAGAUGCCGGUGAGACGGGAGAGCCGGGACUUCAGGGGGAAGUUGGUCCGCCGGGUCCAAGAGGAGAGCGUGGAGAGAAGGGAGAGGCUGGUCCAGCUGGUGCUGCAGGACCUCCUGGCCCUAAAGGUCCACCUGGAGAUGACGGCCCUAAGGGCAGCCCUGGUCCGAGUGGCUUCCCUGGAGACCCUGGACCCCCUGGAGAGCCCGGUCCAGCUGGUUUGGAUGGCCCAGCUGGUGAUAAGGGAGACGACGGAGAGGCCGGGCAACCUGGUUCACCUGGACCCACUGGGGAGUCUGGUCCCUCUGGACCACCCGGAAAGAGAGGGCCUCCUGGAGCACCGGGGCCUGAGGGAAGACAAGGAGAGAAAGGGGCCAAGGGAGAGCCAGGAAUUGAAGGUCCCCAAGGAAAAACAGGCCCUGUGGGCCCUCAAGGAUCACCCGGAAAGCCUGGUUCAGAAGGACUUAGGGGCAUCCCUGGCGCAGUUGGCGAGCAAGGACUGCCUGGCUCUCCAGGCCCAGAUGGACCUCCUGGACCUAUGGGCCCUCCUGGUUUGCCUGGUUUGAAAGGAGACACUGGUGUUAAAGGAGAGAAAGGCCAUCCGGGUCUCAUUGGUCUGAUUGGACCCCCAGGUGAACAGGGCGAAAAGGGUGACAGAGGUCUUCCCGGCCCUCCAGGAACGUCCGGUCCCAAAGGAGACAACGGUAUCGCUGGUCCUACAGGUCCCCUAGGUCCAGUUGGACCUCCCGGCUUACCUGGUCCCCCAGGUCCCAAAGGAGCCAAAGGGUCGUCUGGUCAAACAGGUCCAAAAGGAGAGACUGGAACCCCUGGUCUUCCUGGCCCCCCUGGCCCUCCCGGUGACGUCAUCCACCCGCUCCCUAUCGUCUCUCCCGUUAAGGGCAGAACACGUAGGAACAUCGACGCCAGCCAGAUGGUGGACGACGCCGCCAUGGAUGCCAACUACAAGGACUACGACGACGGCAUGGAGGAGAUCUUCGGGUCGCUCAACUCGCUGAAGCUGGAGAUCGAGCAGAUGAAGCAUCCGCUGGGCACGCAGAGCAACCCGGCUCGCACCUGCAAGGACCUGCAGCUGUGCCACCCUGAUUUCCCCGAUGGUGAAUACUGGAUUGAUCCAAACCAGGGCUGCUCGCGGGACUCCUUCAAGGUCCACUGCAACUUCACAGCAGGUGGAGAGAGUUGUAUCUACCCGGAUAAGAAGUCUGAAGGGAGCAAAAUGGCAAAAUGGCCCAAAGACUCGCCAGGCACUUGGUAUAGUCACUACAAGAGAGGUUCGCUGCUUUCCUACGUGGACGCCGAGGGCAACCCCAUCGGCGUCGUCCAGAUGACCUUCCUGCGGCUCCUGAGCGCGGCGGCCCGGCAGAACAUGACGUACAACUGCUACCACUCGGUGGCGUGGCACGACCAGGAGCAGGACAACUACGACAAGGCCAUCCGCUUCCUGGGAUCCAACGAUGAGGAGAUGUCGUACGACAACAACCCCUACAUCCGCGCCGUGGUCGAUGGCUGCGCGCUGAAAAAGAACUACGAAAAGACAGUACUCGAGAUCAACACUCCGAAGGUGGAGCAGGUGCCUGUUGUGGACAUCAUGUUCAACGAUUUUGGCGGCUCCACGCAGAAGUUCGGAUUCGAAGUGGGGCCCGUCUGCUUCAUCGGCUGAGACCUUUUACCGAGCAAAUGGAGGAAGAAGAAAAAAAAAAAAAAAAGAAAAGAAAAUCCUACUUUUGUUUUCUCAGAAAGAAAAAAAAAAGACAAACAGUUGAAAAAUAAUAGGACGAUGCUAUUUGUAUAAUAAAAAGAAAAACUGUUUCCACGAAGCGACACGAGUCAAACAUAAUUACGUCAGGAAUACAGUGAAAAUCUAAAGGAAUAGAGAAAAAUAACCUUGAAACCUCAGUGUGCCUUCUUUUAUCACAUGCAAGUUUUGAAACUGGAGUUUGCGUCCUCCCUCCCACACACGACACACACACACACACACACACAGCCUCCCCUGCCCGAGUCCCCCGCCCCAUGUCAUCGCAUUUGAUUUCAAUUCUUUUGGUCUGAAACAACGAAGGCGACCCUGAGAGCUGCUGCCGUUCCAGACGGUCGCAGCGUUGCCCACGGACACCAUCCCAUUUGGCUCUGUUUUGAUCUCAUGCCCCAAACUACCCGCCCCACAGCCCCUCCACCCCACCACCCUCCUCCUCCCGUUUUCCUUCCUGCCUUUUGCCACCUUCUCUGUUCUUGAUUUUGUUUUCUUGUUUGUGCAUAAGUGUCUCCCCAUUCUCUUUGGAAUGGACCUUAUAUAUUUAUAUACUUAUAAAUAUAUGUAAGUGAUUUUUUUUCUCUUUUUUUUUAUGUUUGUAAGUACAUUCUGUAUAUUUUUUUUCUCUCCUGGUAAUGUUUAUUGCUUCUGGCUUCAAAACAUGCAUGUGACUGUACUAAUUGUGAGGUAGACGAACGAGAAAACAUCUAAAAUCGUACACACGCAUCCAAAACGAGGAUAGAAGAGAAAAAAGAGGAAAAAAAACGCAAUUGGAAGUUCUGUCUUUGUAGAGCACACUAUUUUAUUUUAUUUUAUUUUAUUUUUGUUUUUUGUUUUUUUAAUUUAAGAACAGAUUGGAAAUAAAAGACUAAAAAAAUAUUCUCUGUUAUAUAAAGUACAAUACAUUCCCUCAUUUUGUACCCUCUGAACAAAAGCCCCACUCUGGUGGAAAUGUAAUUAAGUUAAUAAACUGCUUCUGUACUUUUUUGCUGAAAUAUUCAUCUUACUGUGCAGUGGAAGGUAACGAACGGAAAAAAAAAAAAAAGAAAUCAAAACAUAGGUGCUAUUUCUCUCCUCUGUGGUGCUAUAUAUGUUUUUCAAGUUUUUGUUUUGAAAAAAAAUAUAUCUUAAGAGAAAAAAACUUGUGGCGUUAACAGCCCACAUUGCUCGACAGCGCCCCCUCCCUGUACUCUGAAUCGAUUCACGACACUGAUCUCUGCUGCAGCCGCUUCCCUCUCUUAAUCCCAUCUCUUAAGGUUCCCGCGUGUCAUUUCUCUCCGCCGCCUCCUCAAUGGACCGCACAGAUCAGAAAUGGCCUGUGCCAAAUGUUUGGAAAGACGAGAGGAAAAGAACUCUCCCCCUCCCUUCCGACACACACACACACACCCCUUCUCAUUUUGGUUUUACGUACGGAUCACCUGCUCCGAAUCGGGCAGGUAGAGUUGGCAAAAUGGAUAUGUUGUAACGGGUCAAAAGGGAUUUAUUGCACCCUAUCCAAAGGAUUUUCACUUAAAUAUUUAGCUUUACGUGACUCGGAGUCAUGGUCGUAUGAGAAACAACUUGAAAAGUCACCAAAUCAGCCUUUUUAGUUUGCUUUUGUUUUUUUGUUUUUUUUUUUUAGAAAAUAUUGCUCAUGCAGUGUUGGUUUUCUUCAUGUCUCAGUGCUUUUUUUUUUUUGUUCAAACUAUGCACUCUUUAUGCUUAUGACCACUAGUAUCUACCACAGAAUCUUUACAGCUCUUUAUACAUAGGUUUGUUUUGUUUCCUUUUUUUUUUUUCAAAAAAAAAAGAAAAAGAAAAAAAAUCUUUACGUGACUUGAAUCCUUGCUGUUUAGGAUAUAACUCCAUACGCUUGUAGGUCUUCGGCUCUAUUCUUCACGGUGUUGCAGCACAUCCGACAUUUAUGACUUUUGCUCUCAAAAGAACCGGACGAAAAGAUAGGGGGGAAAAAUAAACAAACAAUAAUACACAUUUUACUUUGUAAAUUUCCAGAACCAGCAUCGAUGCUGUCGUUGCUAUGUUUUAUUUUGUAGAUUUCCAUUUGUAAUGUCUUUUAUGGUCUUUUUUUUUUUUUUUUUUUUUGGUUGUUGUUUUCACAGUCUUGUCAAAAAAGAAAAGAUAUUAAAAAAAAAAACCUGUGUUUUUAAGGGUGAAGAGAAUAGAGGAUCAUAUUGGUUUUUUUGUGUCAAUAAAUUCAAGUUUACUGUGGCCAUCCCACUCCUGUAUCUCUUUUGAAGCAUUAAAACCUAUCUGCAUGCAUGAAACAGUAAA
This is a messenger RNA of Xiphophorus maculatus (southern platyfish), 8796 nucleotides long. It is a transcript of the gene col5a1, whose product is annotated as collagen alpha-1(XI) chain-like. The record is from RefSeq and is a predicted model, not a curated record. Bases 379 to 6438 code for a protein of 2019 amino acids. NCBI's taxonomy places the organism in Eukaryota, Metazoa, Chordata, Actinopteri, Cyprinodontiformes, Poeciliidae. Gene Ontology annotation, molecular function: extracellular matrix structural constituent. The transcript has 66 exons.